AUGCCAGAAGCUGCAAGCGGUCAAGAGCUUGUGAAAGAGCUGGACGAGAUUCUUGAUUCGGCCACUCCCCAACAUAGCCAACCAGACGGUCAGAUCCUUGUCGCCCAACAGUUGCAGGACCUUGCUGUUAAGGCUGCCGAGAGCGACUUUGAACAAGAUGAGCUGGUGGAUUUCCUUGGCAAGCUGACAAGUAUCAUUGCGCCGACUGACCACACCAGCGCCAAGCUUCAGCUGAAAAUAUCGGCUCAUGUGAUGAAUGCCGUUGUGGAAAAAGUCUUUAACAAUGCUACUGAUGCCAAAGAUGGCAAUGGAACUGAUGCCACUAACGUAUUGUCCCUCAUGGUAAAGGAAGAAUGUGGCCUGUCAAUCAUUCCUCUGUGCUUUUUGAUCCGCUGCAGAACACGGUGUACGAAGAUAUCAGUACACUCGCCAGGUAAGGGGUACGACACACCUUCACACUGGAACGUACGUACGUGUGUGUCGUCUGUGUGUGUGUGUAGGGAUUACUCAUUAGAAUACGAGCAUACAGACGGUAACUUUUCGAUCAAAUGCAUGGUUCUGAAAGAGGACAACAAGACGAGCGGCAUCAAGAGGGUGAGGCAUGGAAUGAGUAAGGCACAGACUGAAACACACUCAGACGAUUGUACCCAGACAAUGACUUUGCGAUAUGGGCUUUUGUCUGUAGAGACGCGUCUUCCUGUCUCCUCCAAGCUUGACUCAUGCUACCCAUGCCAUAAUAAUGGAGCUCCCCACAAACCCGUAUUCGGCGAAACACACCCCUGCAGACGCCUUGGUUCUCGAUACAGCCAUCACCGUGGACCUGUGGAGAAACAAGACCAAACUACACGACUUGGGCAACGCCUCGGUGGUGUUGACAUUUCCUUGCGGAAACUCGACUGCUCAAGUUAGGAGAGGACAACCAUUCUGCAUGCAGUGGGAUGAACAAGCCGAGCAGUACGUCGAUGCUCAUUGCGACGCGUCGGCGGCUAAUGAAUCGAUUGAGGUCCGUUCUGCACCUGCAUUGACAAACAAAAUAGCGGACACCUUCGCGUUCUGUUUCUGCCAGUGUUCGUGUAGUCAUCUUUCGACCUUCGCAGCUGCAAUAUUUGUGCCUGUGCCUACCCAGAGGCCAAGCGGCGCUUCGAAUCCAUCGAUUAUCUUCGACCCGGCAGCUCUGCUGGCUAUGCUCAAGGCGGGUACGCUGGGCCAAAGAGUAUAUGUACACUUGUAUACAUUCAUGCAUCGACCGCUUAUGUCGACAGGCAACAUCGGCCUCUUGUUCGUCGCCCUUUCCUGCGCCUUUCUAAUUGUCCCUGUUAUGGCGCUGCUGCUGCGGGUGAAUAACUAGUUUAGAUGUGUCUGGGGAUACACAAUUAUAUGUACACAUAUGUCUCUUCGCAUAUGCGCAUACAGGAUCGAAAUGAUUGGCUGCCGACGAAGGAUCGACAUCCAUUCUUUUUCCAUGACACCUUCGAGAGGAGGAAAAACUUCUCAAGUGGUAUCUGUGUUCUGAUGCCUGAAGUCAGAUUUCUGGUAAGUACGUGUCGACGUGCACUGGGCACAGAGAACACAAACAAAGCAGCUGCUUAUAUGGUUGUCGUGGCAGGGGUGCUGCAGCAUCGGUCCUCUCUACCUGACAACAUCGCGACUCGUCAUCCUACCCUUGCUGCCGCUCUUCCUUCUGUGCAACAUUCUUUGGCCAGUAAGAGCACGAAAGAAGCAAUCGGACUCAGGGGACCAUCCGUCGGCGAUCAAAGAUGCUCUGGUGGCCAUCCGAGAGUCGCGAAGGAAAGGCGGACAUGAGAAAGCAGAUGUUUUCACUUUGGCGGUCCUGAAGGAGAUUGAGCAGCAAAGGCACAGCAAGACUGCCGUGCGGCUGUCUCGAGCCACCGUGGGGACCAAGAGACACCAGCGGCUGUCCAACAAGCAGAAGAGAGAGGAGCACCGGUUGGAGCAGCUCGAUGUUCUUCUCAUGCCGAGCCAGAUAUCCAUCGACCACGCACAAAAAUCGGAAAAGAUGAAGACAAACACCCCACCGCAGGCAAGACGGCAUUCGCGGCAGGAAGCGAGGAAACCAGAGAUAGAAGAUAUCCAACUUCCCCACCAGAGCGACAUUUCGGUGCCCCCGCCCGCGGCUGUGAGUGUGUUUGUGUUGAGAGAGGAGACACAGGAGCCCUUCUACAUGUGGACGUUGGAGCACGUAAUCUUCCUCCAUCCCGCGAGCCACUUUACAGACAGGAAGGUGGGCGAAGCAGACGAGCAUACAACAUGAGUCUGCUAUGGCUUUUCUCUAUGCUGUGUUUGGUCAGUGGCGUCACUUGAUCGACACCAAUGGAGUGAGCCAUAGCCGCUGAUCAUCAUUGCCUGUUCAAUCUUGCCUUUCAUGCUUGCUUGCUUUUGCAGCCACUCAAGGCGAUAGAGCUCGACGACAUUCACACAAUCGAGCAGGAUCAACAUGCGGUGUCACUGUACGACCGAGACCACACCCUGCUGCUGUCCCUCCAGCCGACCAACAACGACAGAGACCUGCUGAUGGGCCGAGCCAGCGAGGAUCAAACAUCUAACAUCUUAGCUAGCUGCUCGAUGGCUCCGCCAGAACCGUUUCAAGAGACAUCUGUCAAGCAGGACAGCCUCUUGAUCCCACUUGCCUCCCAAAGUGAUGAGCAGCUGAAGCCGUCGGUGUUCUCCUCCACUCCACCCUCCGUCCAUGAGAUGACCGAAGCGCAGCAGGACCCGCACGUAACGUUGGUCCCCAGCGGCGGAGCAGCGGUGGCCCAAGUCAUCCGUGCGGCGAAAGAGGCGAGGAAAAUCCUGUUAGAGAGCUAUGCGGGAGAAGCUGAGGCUGAGGAAAAAGCAGCAAGCGCCUUCUCUCUUGAUGGCCCAGUGGUGUGUUCGGCCUGCUUCUGCAUGGUCAAUGAUCAAUGCGCACACAUCUGGUGGACUCAUGACGGAUUGGUAAGCCCAACUGGUCCUCCAAUAUGCGGAGACAGGCACGAUUCUUUUGGUUCAGGUGCUCAAUGUGGCCUCGGACGAUUCAGACCUGACCCACGGCUACUUCGUGGAGGACAUGUCAGAACCGACACUUGAGGAGACGGCCGUCUUCCUCGGCACCAUGAGAGUAAGGGCGUAUAUGCUGAAACGAGAUCCGUGUUUUCUGCUCUCUCUGUCUCACCAGCUGACAUUCACCGAUCCCCUCACUGCCGAGUCCUUUAGCCGCGUCAUCGCCUACCUGAAGUCCCAACAAAUAUCAGAUGGCCAGGAGGGGGCGCUGCAGAAACAGAUACGUGAUACCAUCAGGAGCUUCUACACGGGCACCGAGUCGCAGCGGCCCUCUGUGGCCUCUGACGGUGGCAAGACCAACACGCCACUGGUGAUGACGCAAAGAGAGACAGUAUUGGGGAGACGUGAAAGCAGUGCUGUGCCUUCUGUCAGGCAAAGGCCGCUGCUGAUCGAUUACAAUACCAGCGGUGGAGAAAUAGGAAGAUUCUCACGCAAGUUGCGAAGAGGGAUCAUCCCCUGCUAUCCUCGUGAGCGGACGACAAGAAGCGUGUCUGCAAUGUGUCUCUUGCCUGUUGCAGGCUUACAUACAACCCCUUUUCCACUCGUGCUCAGCGCUUUGGGGCGUUGGAAGCAUCUUUGAUAGGCAUGAUCACCAUCUCUUCCCUCUUCUUCUGGUCCAAUUGCGCCACCGUCCAUAUUAUCGGACACCAGAUUGACCCGUAUGUCGACUCGAGCUUCCUCCACUUGUCCCGCGCGUGUAACUCUCCCACAGUGAAGCAUCUGCCGUCCGCUGCCACGGUGACUGUGUCGGUGUUGUCCUUUGUCAUCGCCUCCGCUGUCGGCUUCGUCAUCUAUGCGCUCUUCGAGAGAUUUGUGAUUGAAGUGAGGAAAGAACGGAGAAAGAGAGAUACGUGUGUGCUCGCGUAUGUCUCGGUUCUCUUGCAGGAUGAGAUGUCUGCUGCAGAGAAGGAAAUGCAGAUUCACCUUUGGAGGGUGAUGGACUUGAUUGGCUGGGCGCUCUGGACAUCGUGGAAUGUCGCGUGUGUUGGAUGGAAUGUCCUGUUUAUUUCGGUAAGCAAACCGAUAAGGCGCUAUCUAUGUCAUGUCGUGAGUGUGCCCGCCUUAUGCAAAUGGAUACAUACCGGCUAUCAUGUGCAAACUGCGUGCACAGCCCAGUGAACCCUCCUCUCUCUCUUUCUAUGUAUGUGUUGCAGAACCAGCAAGAUGUGUUGAUCGGUCAGUGGAUGUGGGCCUCACUUCUUGGUGGCGCUUACCGGUCAGUCAGUCAGCAGCCCGCACACGAGGUGUAUGUGUCAACACGGUAUUAUCCCCGCCUUUGUUGGUUGGAUGCAGUUUGCUCCUCUUCCCUUCCCUGAACAUUUUGUCGAUUUCUGUCGUCCUCAUCGUCUCCAAAUACACCCCUCUCUUCGACAGCAUAUUCAUCUACAUGCCCUCUGUCUCCAAUUUCCCUUAUAUCCCCCCGCAGCAACAACCCCAGAGCACAGUCCGGAGGAGGUCUCUGGUCAGUGACAAAAUCAGCGGGGCCAAGAAAAAGGACUCGUAUGCGGAAGAGGAGGUAGAGCGGUCAGCGAGUGAGUUGAGUUCGGAGGACGAGAACACGACCAAUCGAGGGAGAAGAGCGUCCAUCGGUCAGCUGCAGCGGCUCUCCGUCGGCUCUAUAGGCGAGAUAUGAAUGACACACACACACACUGUGCAGGCAGUAUACGCAUUUUUCGGUGAGUCAGUCGGUAGAGAGCAUAGACUCUUGUAGUCUGCCUGGACAAGUGUUCGGUUGUUCAAAAGCGUACAGAGAGGUAGCUGUUACUGUGUAUGGUAGGCAGUCCAGGGUGUGUCUCUGCCUCUGCAGCUGUGUGUGUGUCUAUCUGGCCAGAGUAGAGGUUUGUUUGUGGGAAAGUAGCGCCCAUGUUCGCUGGCGUGGCGUCUCGUACAGCACGCUCGCUGCAUGACUGCACGUGACGUGCAGAGCACGCCUGUGUGUAUCUGCCCAUGUGUACGUACGUGUCUCUCGCUGCACUCGUGUACGUACGUACGGACGUUGCCUCUCUAUGUAUGUGCGCAUAUGCAAUUUCUCUGCAAGAGUGACAAAAUCGCCCUUGUGCGUGCGACUAGCUACUGUCUGUACGGGGGAGGAGGUGCUUCGGGGGCUUGGUGUUUCAUAUAGG
This is a messenger RNA of Vitrella brassicaformis, 5183 nucleotides long. The record is from the annotation of a GenBank genome assembly. NCBI's taxonomy places the organism in Eukaryota, Vitrellaceae.